This is a messenger RNA of Patella vulgata (common limpet), 1424 nucleotides long. Its product is annotated as ribosome biogenesis regulatory protein homolog. The transcript has 10 exons. Gene Ontology annotation, cellular component: nucleolus; nucleus; preribosome, large subunit precursor. Lineage: Eukaryota; Metazoa; Mollusca; Gastropoda; Patellidae. The record is from RefSeq and is a predicted model, not a curated record. The coding region runs from base 20 to 1039 and encodes 339 amino acids. Gene Ontology annotation, biological process: ribosomal large subunit export from nucleus; endonucleolytic cleavage in ITS1 to separate SSU-rRNA from 5.8S rRNA and LSU-rRNA from tricistronic rRNA transcript (SSU-rRNA, 5.8S rRNA, LSU-rRNA); ribosome biogenesis. Gene Ontology annotation, molecular function: protein binding.
CUGACGUCACUUCCGCAACAUGGCAGACCUCGUGGAAAAUAUUUUACGGGAAGAAGCCGAAAAGGAAUCUAAAUAUAAAACUAUUGUAGUUCAAAAAGACGUGGAUAUUGAGAUUGAUGACGGAAACCUCUUGGCAUAUGACCCAAAUCCUAUCGACGUUGAAUUAUUCAGAUCAAAUAGAAAUGAAUACUUGAGCAAUCUAGCAAGAGACAAUACACAGUUAUUAUUUAAUAAACUCUGGACAUUACCUGUAGAAAAAGUUGAAAAUAUAGUUUUAGCCAAGCUUCCAAAUCCAUCAACACAGUUUCCACGAGAAAAAAGGUUACCAAAACCUAAACCAGAGACAAAAUGGGAGAAAUAUGCAAAAGUCAAAGGUAUCCAGAAUAAGAAGAAAGAUAAAUUGGUUUGGGAUGAACAGCAUAAGGAAUUUAGACCUAGAUGGGGAUAUGGAAGAGCUAAUGAUGAUACUAAAGAUUGGUUAAUAGAAAUUAAAUCUAAUGCUGAUCCAGAUGAAGAUCCAUUUGCCAAGCGAACCAAUGCCAAGAAAGAGAGAACAGCAAAGAAUGAACUGCAAAGAUUAAGAAAUAUUGCCAGAUCUCGAUAUGGAAAAGUACCUGGAGUGGGGUUGACACCUGUAAGCAAACCAAAUAAAGAUCAGUUAAGUAAAGCUCUAGUCCUGGCAAAAAAAUCUACAGCUUCACUGGGAAAAUUUACUGAAAAAUUACCUAAAGAAAAAGCAACACGUGAGAAAGGCAAAAGAAGAAAGUUUGAACCAUGUGUUGGUGAUAUGAAGAAAGAAAAAGCUAAACAGUUACAUAUAUUACAUACAUUAAGUCAAGCACCACCAGUUAAUGUAGCUAAAGCUGCUCAACAAUUUAUGUCACAGGAGGAGGAUAAUGCAACAUUCUCUAAAGAAGGCGGAAGAAAAAAGAGAGGUGAUAAAGCGGGCAGAAGAAGUAAGGCAGGUGGUCGACCUCCAAAGAAAAAUAAAGGAUUUCAAAAUAGAGGGAAGGGGGGAAAAGGGGGUAAAGGAAAAUAAACUCAGAUUAAAAUUAAACUUUGAAUAAGGACAAGAAAAAUAUGAACAAUGGUGUCGAUGAUGAAAAACUAGUGGUGAUAAACCUUUUUCCAGAUAUUGGUAUUUAAUAUUGGUACAUCCACAGUGAAAAUCCAAAUUAUAAUCACGACCAGACAAAAUUAGACAUUUUGUACUUCAAGACAAAACUGUAUUAUUGACAGGUGAACACAAGACAACAUUUGUGUAUUCUGGGUUAUAAUAUACUUGUACUUCUGAUGUCAUGUCAUUAAACUCUCUUUAACACAAUGUAAAUCUGAAUACUUUUUGCCAAUGAUCUAUAAAUGGAAAACGUUAUUGACAAUAUUAUGAAUAGACCGUUAUGUAAAUAAAUUAUUUGUUAAUGAUA